Arabis nemorensis is the source of this 2082-nucleotide messenger RNA. Lineage: Eukaryota; Viridiplantae; Streptophyta; Magnoliopsida; Brassicales; Brassicaceae. The record is from the annotation of a GenBank genome assembly.
AUGGAAGCAUACAGAGAGGAAGCUCUCAGAGUGAAACAGAUCGCUGAGAGGAGAUUUGCAGAAAAAGAUUUUACAGGCGCAAAAAGUUAUGCCUUGAAAGCUAGGUCCUUGUUUCCUGAUUUGGAAGGUUUAUCUCAGAUGGUUGCGACCUUUGAAGUUUAUUUAGCCUCUCAGAGUAGAAGCGGUGGUCAAAUUGAUUAUUAUGCAGUACUUGGGCUGAAACCGUCUGCCGGGAAAAGAGAAGUGAAGAAACAGUACAAGAAGAUGGCUGUAUUGCUCCAUCCUGACAAGAACAAAUGCAUUGGAGCUGAUGGUGCGUUCCAUCUGAUAUCUGAAGCCUGGAGUUUCUUGUCCAGUGAGUUUAGUAAAAGCACUUUUUAUUACAAAAGAAAGAAGCAUAUCGACUCUACAGUGGUUCAGAAGCACAGCACAGAAUACAUGUCUGGGACUGGGACUGCAGCAUUUGAUCGGUUUCCACCAUCUUCAGAAAGACUUGACACUUUCUGGACUGUAUGCACCUCUUGCAAAGUUCAGUACGAGUAUCUGAGGAAGUAUAUGAAUAAGAGGCUUUCAUGUAAGAACUGCCGUGGAGCAUUUAUUGCUGUAGAAACGGGUCCAGCUCCUGUCAGUGCACCAUUUCAUUACACGCCUCCAUCUCAUGCGCCUCCAAGUAAUGGCUAUGGUGCACAUGGUUAUGAUGCUGUUGCACGCAUGCCCACCAAUUCCACAUAUUUCUUAGGCCACUAUCCUAGGCAAGGACAUGGAUAUGAAUAUGCUACAAAUGGUUCAUAUGAUUGGAACUCAUACUCUGGAACAACCUCCCCAGGGAAUCUGGAUUUGAAGCGUGUGUCCUCAGUGUCCAAUGGGUAUCCUUAUAAGCACAGUAACUCAGUAGUCAGCGCGGGAAUAAGUAAAGUCAAAGAAGGUUCUAAUGGGACAUGCUCGAUAAAAAGCACACCAGGUAUUCUGAUAUACGCUAAUCCGCCUAGCAUGUCUGCUCAUGCAACUGCAGUUAAGGUCGGAAGACCUGGGAAGAAGAGCAAAGUUUUUCUGGAAUCGUCUGGUAAUGGAUUUGCUGAGAACACUCUGAAAUCUGCUUCUGUAUCAAAGACAACGAAUGCGGAUGCCAACAUGGAACAGGACUACAAACUUCAUGGCCAAAGUUAUGGUUCAACUAGGCGGUGGUCUGCUGCAUCAGUAUUGGAUACACGGAAGCCAUUAAUUCAAAAGGCCAGAGCAGACAUUCAGAAAAGACUGGAGUUCAUGAGAUUGGCUUCAGAGGCAGCAGCGGCUGCAGAGGAUUUAACACCCAUUGAUGAAAAAUCUGUUAUCUCCUGUAAGUUGGGAGAUGUUGCGGGACGCAAAACAAAUGGGCCAAUAACAGUCCCAGACUCUGAUUUCCAUGAUUUCGAUAAAAACAGAUCGGAGGAGAGCUUCGAGCCACGGCAAAUAUGGGCAAUAUAUGACGAAGAUGAUGGUAUGCCACGCCUGUACUGUGUGGUUCGAGAAGUACUCUCAGUUCAACCCUUUAAGAUUGACAUAGCUUACUUGAGCUCCAAAACCGACAUAGAGUUUGGGUCAAUGAAAUGGGUACAAUACGGGUUUACAAAGUCGUGCGGUCAUUUCAGGAUACGAAACUCUGACAUAGUUGAACAUGUUAACAUCUUUUCACAUCUUUUGAGAGGCAAGAAGACAGGGAGAGGUGGUUGUGUUCGAAUCUUCCCCAAAACUGGGGAGAUUUGGGCAGUCUACAAGAACUGGUCACUAAACUGGAACGAAUCAACCCCGGAUAAAGUGAGGCACCAAUAUGAAAUGGUCGAGAUCCUUGAUGAGUAUACUGAACAAUAUGGUGUGUGCAUUGUGCCUCUUGUUAAACUAGAAGGCUACAAAACUGUGUAUCACAGGAGCACGUGGGAGGACAGCAAGAAGUGGAUACCGAGGAGUGAGAUGUUGCGGUUUUCGCAUCAAGUGCCGUCUUGGUUUCUUAAAGAUGCAACUAGUGGCUUUCCCGGAAACUGUUGGGACUUAGAUCCGGCAGCAAUCCCAGAGGAGCUGCUUGACAUCAGAGCAGGAACCGAUUGA